UCAAUGGUACUUUUGUGUCAUCUUGUGAAACAUUAGUUUUCCUAGAUUUAUUUUCUAAGAUAUGGCAUCAACGUCUCUGUCAACAUUUUGUUUGACCAACUCAACUGCCAACCUUCACAAUUUUAGAUUACACUAAGGAAUUUAUUCUGAAGAAAAACUAAUGGGUUUUCAUUGUUUACAGUUCUCUUGAAUAUCGUUCCAAUCGGUCGGUUCGCUUCAAGAUAUUAGGGACCUAUAGAAUGAAAUAAAAUUUCUUCUAAGUCUGCAAGUUCUCAUUCUGAUGAAACGUGCAUCUUCAACAAGCAGAAACUUAUAAUUUGAAUUUCUGUAUUGAAAUUGAUAUGUGUCAGUGAGCUGGAGGAGUUGAAUCAUCUCGACGAUGUGUCGACGAUUAUCCACAGAGCAGGCAUACCAUUCGGCGAAAAUUGAAGGCAUAAGAAAAUUUUCGAUACGACGUCGAUUUUAAUGUUGCCAUAUUGGCAAUCGUUGACGGGCAAUUAUUUCCUGACUCGGAGCUACGUUCUCGGUGGAAAUCGACGCUUAACCAAUUUCGUUUCAUGUCGAGUGACAAGAGGUUUAAAAAAACUUAAAUAUAUAUUGCGCAGUAUUUUUACGAUAUUUCAGAGUCGUUAUUAAACAACAAUAAAAAUGAGCGAACUGGUUUGGGGGAUCAAAAAUGGAGAUCUUGAUCAAGUACGGGACAUUGUCGAGAACAAGGAUAUAGACGUGAAUCAAAUGAUCGAUGGGAGAACACCGUUACAUUAUGCUGCUGAUUAUGGCCAAGGUGACGUGCUCAGAUACCUUUUGGAAAAGGGAGCUGAUGCAAAUGCAACAGACAAACACGGAAUUACAACUCUUUUAGCAGCGAUUUGGGAAGGACACACGAAUUGCGUGAAAUUAUUACUCGAAAGAGGGGCAAAUCCUGAUGGUUCAACGCCAGAUGGUACGAGUUACCUUGAAGCAGCUGAGAAGGACGAAAUCAAACAGCUGCUUAAAUCUCACUAGCAGUGAAUCAAAUAAUCGUCAAGUUUUAAUUUUAGUUCUUUAUGUUCCUCAUAGGAGAUUACCAUUGCUUUUAUUCACUUUCAGCAUGUCAAAUUGCUAUAGAUUACUGUAUGUAUUCUAAAGAAGGGUAGAUGAGCGCUAAUAUUAGGAUUAUAUAAUAUAUUAUUUUUUAUGCUGGUGUAGAGUUUACUGAAAUAUCCACAACGAGUUUAUGUAAAAGGAAAACCUGUCAAUUAUUUUGGCAUAGCUAUACAAAUAUUGCCUAAUUUUUUUAAAAACUUAUAAUUUUAACAUUUUGUGUGAUGCCUCCAAGUAACUAUCAAUGUGCUUUGACCAAUGGUUACUUUACUUGCAUUAGUUCUAUUGUUAAAUGCGACGAAAUUUUUAUCUGAAUGUGUUAUUUAAACUCGCUGAUUAGGUUUGCUAUUUUAUUCAACCUAGAGCUUCAAAAUGAGAACAAUUCGCUAGGUGGACAAGUUAUAAUAGUACGCUUUAUUGAUGUACUUCGUAUUUUUAAUAAUAAAAAAGAGAUUUGCGCUAUAA
This is a messenger RNA of Neodiprion virginianus, 1548 nucleotides long. RefSeq names its product myotrophin. The transcript is spliced from 3 exons. Gene Ontology annotation, molecular function: protein binding. The record is from RefSeq and is a predicted model, not a curated record. Lineage: Eukaryota; Metazoa; Arthropoda; Insecta; Hymenoptera; Diprionidae. Gene Ontology annotation, cellular component: cytoplasm; nucleus. Bases 649 to 1005 code for a protein of 118 amino acids. Gene Ontology annotation, biological process: regulation of barbed-end actin filament capping.